Molecule: messenger RNA, 1494 nt
Organism: Candidozyma pseudohaemuli
Lineage: Eukaryota; Fungi; Ascomycota; Pichiomycetes; Serinales; Metschnikowiaceae
Exons: 2
Coding region: 1-1494 (497 amino acids)
Source: RefSeq, a predicted model, not a curated record
AUGCUCGAUUUUGGUGAUAUCACUUCCCAGCUUCAGCGUCCGUCGACAUGUCAUAGGAUUGUGCCCGUUUUGAAAUACAUCUCCCGUGAGUCGCAGAAAGAAAAUGUGUCUUCCACUGAGCAGAACCAAUUGAUUCAAAUCAGCAAAAUCUUGAUCAGAUCGAGUUCAGGGUUUGAUGCAUGGUGUGGCACUAACAUAUUGGGUGCUUUGCUGUGUGAUAAAAAUUUUUGUGUGCAAAAAGGUGCUGAAGUGCUAGAUAUCGUUUGCAAUACGGUAGGUAAGAACUUCACCGAUCGCAAGCUACUUAGAUCAUGCUUGCGGUGUAUUGAAAGAGUGCUUGAGGCAUUUUGGCUCGAUCCAUCCCUCUCUAGAGACCUUGUGACGCAAAGGUUGCCAUCUUUGAUCGGCCUUUGCUCAACUGCCCUAUCCAAAGACCCAGGAGUCACAUCCCGAAUUUUACAAUCCAUAAUCACACAUCAUCCAACGACAUCCCGCCCGUUCAUCAAUGACCUCUACAAACUGACGUUCGGGAUUAUAAAGACGGGGCCUAUCGAUCACUCGCCGGUUCAAAAUGUGUUGAGGCUUCCCCCCACAAUUGCAAUGGUCGAGAAACAGGAGCCUCAAAAACAUUGGUCGGCCUAUCUCGCAAGUAUUCUUCAUGAGAUGGUUUCGACUUUUUCGAUUUUUGAAAACUUCAUGACCAUUGGCGAAAUGGAGUACAUGAGAGCAAUGUCUGAAAACUUCUCAUCAAGUGAAAGGAUUGUAUUGUUUCCUCCUCUACAGAUAGAGGCUACCUCCUCGAGCUCUUUAAUGCAAAUCUUCGAGAGGUUUCAUAAAUUGAUAUCGAUUCUUCAGGCUACUCUCGCAAGCCCCACAAGUGAUUCCGUGCAGAUUCCAGUAGGACUUAUUAUGAAGAUAUCAGAAGUUAUUUUGUCCGUUAAUAUUGCGCUGUGUCACUUCAAAGCUCACUUCAGAGGUGAUAAGGCAAAAGACGUUGUACUGCAGAACUUACUCGAGGUGCAAAUUUCGUUGCUUAACGUGAUUCGUUCAUUGGAAGCUCGGUUGAAGGGCUUCAUUGUGCCAUACUCACAUCGCUUACUAGAGCUCUAUGAGCAUCAGGCUCGUUGUCUCAGGAAAUACAAAGCGGAUCACAGUGUUGCACACCUAGAUUUAACCAUGCUUAUCGAAGCUGCCGGUGCUUUAAUGUGCUUGGUCGGCUUUUUCCCACAUGCAACUCAUAUUGCUUCCGUUGUGAGAAUUGCAAUCGAUCAUGCAAAGAUUGAUAUGAAAUCUCAGGACAAAUUACGAGGUGUGAUUCAAUUGACUCCCCGCAUUGAUCACGAGGUGAAAGCGACAGUUAAGUUGCUGUCUAUCGAAAAUGGGGCGACGAAUGUAAAGUCUUCGUCUGAAGAUGAAGAUGAAGAUGAAGAUGAAGAUGAGAUAGAGAUACCUGUUCUUCAGAUGGAAUCUGAUUCUGAAGGCGACCCACAAUGA